AUGGAAGUGUCUGAAGAAGAGAAGAUCUUGUACGAUGGGGAGGAGUUUAAAGAUAUGAGAGGUAAUUUGUAUGAUUCAUUAUUUGAACUUGAUUCCAGAAAGAGGAAAAAUGAAGUGAUUGAAGAUGUAGUUCCUCCCAAACUUGCCAUGAGGAAAAGACGACAAAUUACUUACCCUAACACCUCUCAUUCUGUUCCUGUCAAACCUUCCACGAGAAGAAGAACCUGCAUCCCUACUCCCAGCCCUAGCACCUCUCAUUCUGUCGAGAGUUCCACCGGGACUCAAGUAGAUGAUGAAGGCCCUCAAAUGAAUCCAACAUCAACAGCUCCCCAGGAUAGAUUUAGAUUGGAUCAACUAGCGAAGGAGGUAAAUAAACUAAAAACUGAAAUAAAUCUCAUAAAAGAGAUAUUGAACCAACUACAAGAACAAUUUGGCAUAAUGUCAGUCACACUAGAGGAGGAACGAAGCAUGAGGAGAUUGAAGAGGAAUGAGAAGAAGGAGAAUGUUGAGGUUAUUGAGGAAGACAAGGAUGAGGAAGAUUUGGAGAAGGUGGAUAUGUUAAUGGAGAAGAAGAAUAAGAAUGUUAAUGUGGAGAAGGAGAAGAAGAACGACAAAAAGAAGGUGGUGGAGAAGGUGGAUGUGGUAGUGGAGAAGGAUGAGGAAGACAAAGAUGAGGAUGUGGAGAAUGUGAAUGAGGAAGACAAGGAUAAUGAUCUGUUGGAGGAGAAGGAUGAUGAAUCAAUCAAUGAGGAAUAUGUGGAGAAGGUGAAUGUGUUUGAGGAGAUUGAGAAAGAUGUGGAGAAGGUGACUGUGUUGGAGGAGAAGGAGGAAGAUGUGGAGAAGGUGAAUGUGUUGGAGGAGAAGGAUGAGAAUAUGGUGAAUUAG
Messenger RNA from Impatiens glandulifera, 885 nucleotides. Its product is annotated as glutamic acid-rich protein-like. The record is from RefSeq and is a predicted model, not a curated record. NCBI's taxonomy places the organism in Eukaryota, Viridiplantae, Streptophyta, Magnoliopsida, Ericales, Balsaminaceae. Bases 1 to 885 code for a protein of 294 amino acids. The transcript is spliced from 2 exons.